Molecule: messenger RNA, 2682 nt
Organism: Nymphaea colorata (pocket water lily)
Lineage: Eukaryota; Viridiplantae; Streptophyta; Magnoliopsida; Nymphaeales; Nymphaeaceae
Product: trihelix transcription factor GT-2-like
Exons: 2
Coding region: 455-2569 (704 amino acids)
Source: RefSeq, a predicted model, not a curated record
AAAGAUCAUCCUGCCGUCGUCGUUGUUUGCAUAAAAGUUCUUCUUUUUAUGCCUCCCUAGAUUUGUUUUCAUGACGUCACGUAACUCAAAAUCAUCAACCCCUCGUUCCAUGUAGAGAGAGAGAGAGGGAGACGCUUUAAUCAUCAUCCCAAGUUCCAUCUGCGGAGAGGGAGAGCGUUAGGGUUUUCAGAAAAUCAUGGAGGAGGCCAAGGAAUGAGGAGCAGACGAGCAAUGGAGUUGCAGCAUUAGGAAUUGCCUUUCGUAUUCUCUGUCUUCUUUUCUACUUACCGUCGGUCCCUUUUGUCAAGGCCAGACCGAAGAACCAUUUUUGGAAGAGGGGAGGGCUUCCAUUUUCAAUGGGUUUAGGGUUUUCAUGAUCUUGGAGGAGGGGGGGGGGAAGGGAAGGGAGAACGAGAGAGAAAGGGGUUGAGAGAGAGAGGGCAAAAAGAAAAAAAUGCAACCUGGGUAUGGAAUUCCAGAGUUGCAGCAAUUCAUGGUGGAUGGUUCUGCUCUUUUCACUCUCUCCAAUGACCUGAACCCGUCAUCUCAACAGAAGCAUCCCCACCACCUGCAGCUUCAGCAGCAACAUCAGCAGCAGCAGCAGCAGCAGCAGCAGCAGAACAGAGGGUAUCAAUACCACCACCAGUUUCAGCCGUUUCUCGAGUUUCAGAGCUUGCAGCAGCCAGCAAGGUGGUUGCACCCUCCACCACCACCAUCAUCGCCGCCACAGCCUCCGCCACCGCCGCCACCGCCACAUUUGGUUCUCGAGUCCCAGCCGGACAACCCUCCCUCCCGUCUCCUUCCUUUCAUAUCCAGCUUCCGCCCUCUUGUGGACACAAGCGAGCCCGGCUGCAGCCGAGAGAGGCACCAUUUUCCGGACGAAGAUGUCUCCCUUGCCGAUGAGGCCGCCGAUCGAAGAUGGCCGAGAGAGGAAGGAGCUGCGAGAAGCCCUACCAAUUCCGUCAGAGGACCAGUCUGGAGGCUUUCAGAUUCGAUCCACAACAUUAACUCCAGAGCUGCUGCCACCACCACGACCAACAACAGUACCAAGAGAUACAGGAAGGGUGGAGAAGAAAACGAGCCGCCGGAAAGCAAAAGCAGCAGCACAACCAGCUACCGCAUGUUCAGCGAGCUCGAGGCCAUCUACAACGUUGGCUUCUCAGGGGACCUUCAAGCAGGCUCUGGCUCGGCCCUCACUGGAGACAACCCUCCCCCUCCCAUGGCGAAGCCGAGCAUGGUGCCGGAAAUGGCGGCUGCACACGUCGACUUCGCGUCCGAGACGUCUGCAGACGAGGAGGGGUCCCUUAAGAAGAUACAGAACGUUCAGCAGCAGCAGCAGCAUCAGCAGCAGAAGGCAAAGAAGAAGAAGAGGAAGAAGCAGCAGCAGAAGUUGGCAUCGAUAGCUGCCUUCUUCGAGAGGCUUGUGAACCAAAUCAUGGAGCACCAGGAGGCGCUGCACCGCCGGUUCAUGGAGGUCAUGGAAAGGAGGGACCGGGAGCGGCAGAGCCGUGAGGAGGAGUGGCGGCGGCAGGAGGCGGCGAGGCUCACCCGCGAGAAAUCGCUGAGGGCUCAGGAGGAGGCCGCGGCGGCGUCGCGGGAGGCUGCCAUCGUGACCUUCCUCGAAAAAAUCACCGGAGAGACGCUGCGGCUGCCCAAGAGGGAAGCCGGCAGCCAUGAGAGCGGCGCUCAGCCCGAGGCCUCAGACACUGACCGCCGCAAUGACGGCAGCGAGGGAGGCAAUAACCAGAACAGCAACAACAGCAUCAGGAGGUGGCCCAAGUCAGAGGUGAACGCUUUGAUCAAGGUGAGAAGUGGGUUUGAGCGGAGGUUCCAGGAGCCCGGCCUAAAGGGACCGCUGUGGGAGGAGGUCAGCUCGGCCAUGGCGGCCUUGGGCUACGAAAGGAGCGCCAAGAGGUGCAAGGAGAAGUGGGAAAACAUCAACAAGUACUUCAGGAAGGCUAAGAACACCGGCAAGCGGCGACCAGGCCAGCGCUCCAAGACCUGCCCCUACUUCCACCAAUUGGACCUGCUCUACACCGGCAAGGCCUCCUCCGGGGAUGAGAACCUCGCCGCCGGUGGACCGCCGUCAAGGUCCGAGCUCCUGGACGCAAUAUUCCCCGUCGAGGGUGGCCGGAACGAUAAGGAGGCGGAGCCUAGUAACUUUGGCCUUAUUACUAGGCAGACGGCCAGGAAAAUGGGAAGAAACAUUAAGAAGUUGGGACUGUUGAACUGCAGUGCGAAGGAUCAGAACAUUGAUCAGGACGAAGAAGAAGGUAGGGAAGGGGAAGACGAUGAGCAAGAAGGGGAUGGUGAUGAGGAAGAGGAGGAGGAGGAAGAAGAAGAGGCCGAGGAGGAGGAAGAGGAAGAGGAGGGCGAAGAAGGAGAGAAGAGAAACGAGGAGGGGGAGAACGCGCAGUCUGCUUCAUUCAUGGAGCUUGUUCAUAACCUAACUGCUAAUUCUGCGGGCACCACGGCCACCGCCACCUUCCAAGACGACGAUGGUAGUGGUGGUGGUAGAGCAAAGAAUAUAGAUUUCUCUAUGCGCCCCUCUACGUCAAGGUUGAUCUAAUGAGACUUCUUCACUUUUUUUAUUUUUUUUUUUCUCCUAUUACUAAGUAUCAUCUAUCAUCACCAUCAAGAUCAAUUAAUAUCAUAACUAUCGCUACCAUUUCGCGCCUUCAA